UGAUAGUAACGAAUGUGGAAUAUUGUUAGAGGAAAACAUUCGAUGGCGCGCUUUUAAUCGCAACGCAAGUAAACGGAGUAAAGUAAAAAUGCUAACCGGCAGUGUGUCAGUGCAUUAUAAAAGUAAGAUACCUCAGUGCUUUGCAAAUUCCUCAAAAAUAAUUGAAAUCAGCUCACGGUUAUUUAAUUAAAAAUAUAAACAUUUUAUAAAUUUUUCUUGAAAAAACUGUAAAAAAAAAACAAAUACAAAUUGAGCAAUGAAAUUCUCCCUAGCACUUCUGCUAACCUUUUGCUUUGUAUACAGAGAGGCGCCUGCUAUUAUUUUCAAUCAAAUGGAUAUAAAAAGUCUCUUAACCAGCGGAGCUUUGGAUUUAAAUGUGUUACGAUGUUUUCUACACAAUAAGAAUAUAUGUCCAAGCCCUUAUAUAAUGUACCGUUUGUAUGCUCCGAAAUCAUCUCGUCAUGGAAUUGCUCUGAAUAUACAUAAUCCCUUAACUCUAUUCAAAGGAGAUUUUAAUCCACAUCGGGAAACAGCAUUUAUUGUACACGGUUUCAAUGGUACCGCAGUUGAUGUGCAUUUGCAGUUUCUAAAAGAUGCAUAUUUAUCUCGUGACUUUAAUGUUAUCACUGUAGAUUGGCGGCCAUUGACACGCUAUCCAUGCUACUUACAUGCUUUGAUUAACACCCGCUUGACCGCCCAAUGUACUGCGCAGGUUUAUUCGUUCCUCACGCAUCAUGGGGCAGCUCGUGAAAAAAUCACGUGCAUUGGUCAUUCCCUUGGUGCCCAUAUUUGUGGUAUGAUUUCCAACCAUUUAUCGAUAAAACAGCAUCGUAUUAUCGGUCUUGAUCCCGCACGACCACUCAUCGAACGUAAAAAAAAUCACAUCUUCAGAUUAUCCAUAGAUGAUGCAAGUGUUAUACAGGUGAUUCACACCAAUGCAGGUUUCUUGGGGCAGGAAGAAAAUAUAGGUCAUCUGAAUUAUUGCAUUAAUGGUGGCAGAUUUCAACCAUUUUGCAAGGGAAAUCCUAUAAGACGUUCCCGUUGUUCGCAUUUCUUAAGUAUUUGCUUCCUCGCCAGUGCUAUGUUCAAACAUAAAAAAUUUGUUGGCGUUUCCUGCCCAAAUGGCUGUAAAGAAGGAUCUCAACAUAUUCCGGUUAGUGCGAAAAAUCCUUUUGGAGUUGUUACAAAAACGGAAGAAUAUAAUAUUGGCAAUGAUGCCCCUGACGACGCGAGAGGUUGCUACUGCAUCGACAUGCCGUUUGUAAAACAUUGCCCGUUCAAUGACUAGAAUUCGGUACAAUCAUCGAUGUGUGCAUGUACAUAUACAUAUAAUAUUAUAUUUAAGAUAAUUGUAUGGAAGUAAGAUUUUAAUAACGUUUUUUAUUUAAUAAUUUACAUUAAUUACUGUAAACUAAGGAUAGUAAUUUUGCAGGAAUGCAGCUAUAAGAAGUAAAUAUAAGCAAUUCUAAGUACAGAAAAAAUUUACAGAUAACAUUUAGAUAUAAUUUCAAAACAAAAAAAUCUUGAAUACCUACAUACAUAAUAUAAAAAAAUAAUAUAAUAAUUUAUAUACUACUACAUAUCGUCACCUGAAAUGCAAAAUAACUAAACAUCACUUUUCGUAGGUUUACAGGAGAAGCAAAAAACCGUAUAAAAAGAAAACCAUUUGAGAUAUUGAAACAAAAUUUUCAAAUCUAAAUUAACAUGACACUAUAGGUAUAUUUUAGAAAAAAAAAUAAAGAAAAAUUUAGGCAAAUUUUAUAAUAGGUGUCUUACGUUAUUUUGAAUUUUCAUUUCUGCAUCAA
Molecule: messenger RNA, 1805 nt
Organism: Bactrocera dorsalis (oriental fruit fly)
Lineage: Eukaryota; Metazoa; Arthropoda; Insecta; Diptera; Tephritidae
Product: lipase member H-A
Exons: 8
Coding region: 257-1288 (343 amino acids)
Molecular function (GO): lipase activity
Source: RefSeq, a predicted model, not a curated record